Molecule: messenger RNA, 2834 nt
Organism: Stegastes partitus (bicolor damselfish)
Lineage: Eukaryota; Metazoa; Chordata; Actinopteri; Pomacentridae
Gene: cip2a
Product: cellular inhibitor of PP2A
Exons: 20
Coding region: 84-2603 (839 amino acids)
Source: RefSeq, a predicted model, not a curated record
GCCGUUCGAAGCUGGAAGCGGGAGGAAGUCGCUGCCGUGUUGCCGGUUGUUGAUGUUUCUCGGAGGAAGAAAAGUCACCGCAGAUGGACGUGACGACGUGUUUGAAGUCUCUGCUGCUGGCUAUCCAGCAGUACCGAGACAACAGGACGGCGCAACACGCAGCGCAGCUCCAAAAACAAGUGGAGGAGGUUUCGGGCCUAAAAUGUGACCAGCUGCUGUCCUCAGGUCAGGUUCUGCCCAGUGAGUGUGUGAGUGGGCUGGUGGAGCUGGCUGGAAACCCAAACACCAGCCCCGCCCUGACCAGCUCCAUCGUCUCCCUGCUGGCACAACUAGCCAGCGACGAUCACAGUCGGGAGAUUCUCCACAGCAGCUACAACCUCACCAGCACCCUGGCUGCCGUCAUCCACUGCCACAGCGCCACACCUGGAGAGGCCCUGGUGCUGCAGGACAACGUGAAGUCGUUCUAUCGCACACUGAUCAACUUCCUGGCUCACAACAGUCUGACCGUGGUGGUCUUCACGCUGUCCAUUCUGGCCAGCCUCACGCUGAAUGAGAAAGUCGGCGAAAAGCUCUUUGAUGCAAAGAACAUCCACCAGACCUUCCAGCUCGUGUUCAACAUCAUCGUGAACGGUGACGGCACUCUGACCAGGAAGUACUCCGUUGACCUUUUGGUCGACCUGCUGAAGAACCCCAAGAUAGCAGAUUACCUGACGAGGUAUCAGCACUUCUCAGCAUGUGUGUCCCAGGUUUUAGGACUGCUGCAUUCAAAAGACCCCGACUCUGCAGCCAAGGUGUUGGAGCUCCUCCUGGCCAUGUGCAGCGUCUCCGGUCUGCGCUCGCUGCUGUGUGAGGUGGUUUUUAAGCCGGCGGGACCCAAACUGAGAGCUGCGGGCCGCCGGCAGGCUGCAGGACCGGACGGCGGACGGAAGGUGGAGUGCGGACUGGCUCUGGUGCAGUGGCUGAGCUCACCUGUGGAGGGCGCUGAACGCUGCUCGCUGCAGGCCCUGCAGCUGUUGAACGAGCUGCUGGAGGAGGCCUUGGCAGCAGAGAGCAUGCCUGACUGUAUGCUGAGCUUCGUGGAAAUGCUGCUCCCAGUCCUGCUGGAGCUGCUGAAGGGCCUCGAUCCCGCACAAGGCGAUGCUCACGUCAGAAAACACUGCCACCGGAUCACUCACGUCACCAACCUGCUGCUCAUCCUGUGCACCGAGGACUCCACCAGAUCUCUGGUGUCCCGUCAGGUGAGCGCUCAGCUCUGCCUCCGCCAGGUUGAAGCGCUCCUCUCCUGUUGUCAUGGCAACAGCCCCAUCACCUGCCCGCAUCCCGACAACGAUCUCAGUCACGUGUGUGCAGAAGCUUCACUGAAGACUCUGGAGCUGAUGAGCAAACUGAGGCAGCAGGUGAAGGACAUGGAGACGAGCUUCUACCGGAUGCUGCAGGACCAGAGGAUCGUGACUCCGCUCUCUCUCGCCCUGACGUCCCACCACAGAGACCACGUGCAGACCGGACUCUCGCUGCUGUUCGAGGCCACUCCGCUGCCAGACUUCCCCUCGCUGGUUCUGGGAGAAAGCAUCGCCGCCAACAACGCCUACCGCCAGAGGGAGGCCGAGCUGUCCGUCAAGCGCAUGGCCGUGCAGGAAGUCCCGCCUCCCAGGACGAACACCAGCGUGUUGGAUUCGUCCGCCGCCUCCAGCAGGAGCGUUCACAGCCUGGUGGAGAAAAUACAGACGGGUUUGGAGCUGCAGGAGCAGGCGAAGGACUCGCACGUGUCUGAGAUCAUCGAUGUUUACGAACAGAAGCUUUCUGCGUUCACGUCAAAGGAGAGCCGCCUGCAGGACUUGUUGGAGGCCAAAGCUUUGGCUCUUUCUCAGGCCGACCGUCUCAUCGCUCAGUAUCGUGUCCAGCGAGCUCAAGCUGAAGCUGAGGCCCGUAAGCUGGCGUCGCUGCUGAAGGACGCCGAGCGGCGGCGGGAGGACCUGCAGGGCGAGCUGAGCAGCCAGGUGCUGGAGGUGCAGCGCUCCAAGGCCGACAUGGAGGAGCUGCUGCAGCACAACGCCAGGCUGCAGCGGGACUCCGAGGACCACCAGGCCCUGAAGGGAGCCUACAACAGCCUGCUCAACAGGUUUAAUGAGACGGAGCGGCUGCUGAAGGAGCUGCAGACGGCUCACAUCUCGCUGACCAAACAGAACGACGCCCUGAGGAAGAACCAGGAGGCUCUGCAGCUGCAGCAGGACAAGAUGGCGUCGGUGUUGGAGGAGAGACAAGAGGAGAUCAAAUCCCUUCAUUCGGAUCUGCAGAGGAAAAACAGCGACAUCGCGGGUCUGCGUCUUGAACUUCAGGCCGAGGAGGAGAGAGUGAAAGAAAAAGACCAAGAGAGGAGAGAACUGGAGGAGACGGUGGAUGUUCUGAGGAAGGAACUGAAUAAAACGGAGCAGGCCAGGAAGGACGCCAGCAUCAAGGCGUCGUCUCUGGAGCUGCAGAAGAGUCAGCUGGAGGCGAAGCUGCAGCAGAAGGAGGACGAGCUGAACAAGCACUCUGCGAUGAUCGCCAUGAUCCACAGCCUGAGCAGCGGCAAGCUGAAGAGCGACGUCAACCUGUCGCUGUGAGCGGCCAGCCAGAUGAGUGACUGAGGAAACGCUAGAUUUUUAAAAAACGGACUUAAAUUUUAAUCCUAAGCGAACGUUGUUUAGUAAUAAAACACGCUCGAUGAAGUACAUUAAACUAAACCCGUAUGUUAAGCGUCCAGGUCCUGUUGACACGUGUGUCUUGUAUGUGUGUGUUUUUAUUGUUCGGUGAAUAAAUGAUGAGUCUGUAUUCGUACUAGAUUCCACAUGAGG